Molecule: messenger RNA, 593 nt
Organism: Funneliformis geosporum
Lineage: Eukaryota; Fungi; Glomeromycota; Glomeromycetes; Glomerales; Glomeraceae
Source: the annotation of a GenBank genome assembly
AUGGGUUUAAGUUCACAAUAUCAAGCAAAACAAAAAAGCCUUACCCAAACUAAUAAAAAUUUAUGUCUCAAAUUUAAUCGCACUAAAUCACUAAAUAAGGCAUUCCCGAGUGUUUUUUUGGUAGAAGUUUUCCCCUUUAUUUUGCUUUCUUUAGCGACUAAUUAUGCUGAUUAUGCUGUUUCCCGAGAUAGAAUUAAUACUUUUCUUAGACUUCCCGAGGAAAAUUAUAAUUUAGCGGGCAAAAAAAUAAAUCCAGCAAUCCCAAUCACUGCAAUUACGUUUCGAAACGUUUAUUUCCGCUAUCAAGGACAAUCUGAAUGGGUUUUAAAAAAUUAUAGUCGCACGCUUACCCCUGACAAAGUAAAUCGCUUAAUUGGUAAAAAUGGCGCUGGUAAAAGUACGGUUUUAUAUCUCUUGUUAGGAAUGUUAGUACCCCACAAGGGUCAAAUAAUCAUCACUGAUCUUCAAGAACAAAAUUAUAAUCUCCACCAGGAGGGAGGUUCUACCGGGCAAAAACAAUUAGCCAAUCUUAACCAGAUUCUUGAACGAAGAAAAGAUGCUCAGAUUUUUUGUUUUGAUGAAGCCGAUAAUGC